Messenger RNA from Phasianus colchicus (ring-necked pheasant), 1088 nucleotides. The record is from RefSeq and is a predicted model, not a curated record. Lineage: Eukaryota; Metazoa; Chordata; Aves; Galliformes; Phasianidae.
GCGGGUCCAGGGGGGUCCUGAGGUAACCUGGUGCAUCUGCUCCGCUUCUCCCUGCAGCCGCUGCCCGCAGCCAGCUGCCGCUCAUGGAGCUCCUCGCCCUGCGCUGGGUGCUGCUCAGCACCUUGCUCAGCACGUCGGCCUCCAGCAGCGCCCUGCAUGAAGGAGACCUCGUCUCCAUCACGGUGCCAAUGAACAUGGCCCCUGACUCCUUUGAUGACCAAUACGAAGGCUGCGGGCAGAUGAUGUGGAAUAGGCUACAGAUGGUGAACUAUACUGAGUUCACCAAGAACUAUGUCUACGCUGAUGGCUGGAGGAAGGCAGCUGCAGUAUGGCAGAAGCGCGGGGGCCACCUCUCUCAACCCCCACUAAGACGGGAGCAGGCCAUCGCCGUGCUGGCGUACACUGCUGCAAGCCCGCUAUACCAGCAGCUGAAUGCAGCCACACGCCAGGGCGGACGUUCCCACCAGAACUAUUGCUUUUACUUCCACUUCAAGACGCUGCACUUCCUCCUGACCCAGGCGCUGCGUUCCCUGCGGGGAUUCAAGCCCUACUGCUACCACGUCUAUCGCGGUGUUGGGAGCAUCCGCUUCACAGCCCAAAGAGGGACGGCUGUGCGCUUCGGCCAGUUCACCUCCGCCUCCCUAAGGAAGGAGGUUGCAUUGAAGUUUGGCCAGGUCACCUUCUUUGUGAUUAAGACCUGCUAUGGUGUCCCCAUCAAGCAGUUCUCCUUCUACCCCUCUGAGGAUGAAGUCCUCAUCCCACCCUAUGAAGUCUUUGAGGUCACCAACUUCUCCAUUGUCAAUGGCAGAAGCCAAAUCCAUCUCCGCUCCAAGGGGAAGAAGAGUAAAUACAACUGUGAGCUUCUAAAGUGUCAGGGCAGGCAGUGGGGUCGGGGCCACCAGGAGGUGGGGUUGGGGCUCAGCCCUGGUUUGGCUCUGCACUCCCUGGGCUGCUCCAACUGCAGCUGGGGGGGAUCGGGGCACAGAGAGCGUGACCCCAUCCCAGCAGCUCUGUAAGGGGACGGGGAGCACGGAGGUGAAGGGAACAUCUCUGUUUGUGGGGGGGUGGGGACAUGGGGAGAAGGGGAG